AUGUGCAAUGGAGUGCAGUGUUUGUAUGGAAGUAGUUGUGUCGACGGAAUAUGCUCGUGUCCUGAGAACUGCCCCCUCGAUGCUGACGACUACAACCGUUUGAGAAUAUUUGAAGAUGAGGAGGACAUGGAGGAAGCGGUGUGUGGCACGGAUGGCGUCCUCUACAAGAGUGAAUGUCACUUGAAGUUGACCGCGUGCAAACAGGCACUGCCCAUUUACGUGCACCACUACGGAGAUUGUGAUGAAGGUCUUCCAUGGCUAGAUUCAUGCGAAACCAAAACGUGUUUGUAUGGUGGUACUUGCGAAGUCAUGGAAGAAAAUGGGAAAAGAAUUGAAAAAUGCAUUUGUUCACUUGACUGCUCCGAUGUCAGAUAUGAAAUAUGUGGUUCAGACGGCAACCUGUACAUGAACGAGUGUUACAUGAGAAGAUCGGCUUGCAGGAAGCAACAGGAUAUUUACCAAAUUGAUCCACUUUAUUGUGAAGGGGUUGAAGAAAAACACUGCGAUGGUUUUGAAAUAGUGAGGGACGGCAUGACGGACGAGGAGCUGCUCUGCAGGAAUGACGCGCCAUACGAGAAGUGUCCUGCCGACGCUUACUGCCACGUCAUCGACCAAAUAGGAAAGUGUUGCCAUGGUUAUCAAGUCCUGUCGGGCUGUGAGACAUCUGAACAUGGUUGUUGCCCAGACCGAUCCACAUCGGCUCUUGGUCCGCAAUAUUUUGGAUGCGAUCUAGAAUCGAUUGAUGUCUGCCACUGCAACCCAGUCGGCUCAACAUCAACUGAAUGCGAUGCAGCCACAAACAGUUGUUCCUGCAAGCAGAACGUUGGUGGCUUGAAAUGCGACAGAUGCCAUUCGGGCUUCUGGGGCUUUCCUCUGAUUGCGGAGGGCCAACCAGGAUGUCACGCUUGCAACUGUAAUGCACUUGGAUCUUUUAGGAGCGAUUGCGACCAAAUGACGGGUAGGUGCUUGUGUAAGGGUCACGCCAUGGGAGACAAAUGUCAAUAUUGCCUGAAUGGAUCGUGGCUCACUGAGCAGGGGUGCGUUGCAGCAACAACAUUUGAAACCACCUUACGAAGCGUCGACAUAAGCACGAAGAAAACAACACCCGAACCAUCCAAGAAAACUACAAAAGCCAUUGUGGAUGCUAAUAAAAAACCUAAAACGACCAAAUCGUCAAAAAAGAUGACCACAACUUCCGUUGUUAAAACGACUACGAGAAAAACUUCCUCCUCUAGCUACAUCUCCCCUCACUUCAAUGGCGAUUCUCUCAUACGUCUCAGAAACCUGGUUCAUGGCAAACACGAUGUGACCAUCAACAUGAAAUUUCUUCCUCUCAGUUUGGAUGGUUUGUUACUCUACGCUGGACAUUUAGACAAAUUGAAAAGCGGAUUUCUUUCUAUCGCACUAAAAAAUGGUUCUGUGGAGUUCAGAUUCGAUUUGGGUAGCGGUCCAGCUACUCUGAGAAGUGAUGAAACGAUAAAACUCAACCAGCUACAUACGCUGUCUGCAACUCGAUACGGCAAAGAUGGACUGCUGAAGGUGGAUGGCGGUUCGAAUGUGGUCGGGGUGAGCAGGGGAUCAUCAAGGACCCUGGAAAUGGAUGUUCCACUGUUCCUUGGGAAAAUUCCACAUUCAGACAUUGUGUCCAAGAAAAAUAACCACGUUGACGUUGGAUAUGUAGGCUGCAUUGAAUCACUCAACAUUUCAAGUUCUCUUCAGAACACCGCAGAGUACAACCUCUCGAAGGAUCCUUCCUUUAUAAACACUGACAUCAUCAUGGAGCGAAAAAUUUGUUCGUAG
Molecule: messenger RNA, 1800 nt
Organism: Helobdella robusta
Lineage: Eukaryota; Metazoa; Annelida; Clitellata; Rhynchobdellida; Glossiphoniidae
Exons: 12
Coding region: 1-1800 (599 amino acids)
Biological process (GO): cell differentiation; multicellular organism development
Molecular function (GO): protein binding
Source: RefSeq, a predicted model, not a curated record